Molecule: messenger RNA, 1284 nt
Organism: Mycena indigotica
Lineage: Eukaryota; Fungi; Basidiomycota; Agaricomycetes; Agaricales; Mycenaceae
Exons: 5
Coding region: 1-1284 (427 amino acids)
Source: RefSeq, a predicted model, not a curated record
AUGCGCUCGCUUUGGCCUGCGAUAGUCCUCUCCUUCAUCCUCCCCGCGUUGGCGUCCAUCACAAUCAUCGACGACGAGAAGGGGGACCCGACCAAUGGCAACAAAAUCAGCUACGAGCCUGCAGGGGCGUGGCAGAGCGGCACAAUUGCAGGCUGUCCUCAACCAUGUCGAUAUCCACCGCCAAGUCUCAUGAACCAGGGCACCUACACUGGGUCGGUAUACAACCCCAAAGAAGACUUUUAUAGCCCAUAUAACGCGACCGUCAACUUUACAGGCGUAUCCGUGAGCGUCAAGUGUGUGCUCAGCGAUUCGAUGUCGCAGCCCAAGGGAAGAACAGAGCUAUAUUUUUAUGUGGACAACGCCUUCAACAACUCCUUCAUCCGGGACCCCUCCGGCUCUAAUCAGUUCCUACCAAACCACACUGUUUUCACGGUUGGCGGUCUAGUUCCUGGACCGCACACGCUGCGAAUACAGAAUGGAGCCAUCAAUGGCCAGGUCUCCCUCGCUAUCUUAGACUCCAUCUGGUAUUCUGCAGACGAAGACCUCUCGCGAGUAACAACUGGAGCAAUUGUAGCGGCCACGACUACCAGAACCAACACUUCUUCUUCGCCGACAUCAUCGCAUGCAACUGUGAUUGGCGCCACCAAAUCUUCCAGUUCCAAGACCGCUGCAAUUGUUGGCGGCGUCGUUGCAGUCCUGGCCGUCUUCCUUCUCGGUCUUCUCGCCUUCCUCUAUUUGCGCCAACGCCGAAAACAACAGCAAAAAUCGAAUGUGCCCUUGUCGACGACGCUCUUUUCGCCAUUCCGUGAUCUUCUAUCAGCCGCACGGAGAUCAGCCAGGCCACAACAGGACAUGGCCCCUGUCCCCUUCCCAACACCGAUCCAGGCCGAGUUUCCAACAACAAGACCACGCCCACGGCCCCACACAACCCCCGCCUCCGGGUCACGCUCCCGGUUAUCCCGCAUUUCAUUCAACCCCAACCUGCUCGUCGCGAGAAUGCGGCGAGCUCCCCCCGCGCCAGCCCCUGUUGGCUCGCCCAUUCCAUCAGGCGAUCCCCUCAUGCGCCAAGCGUCGCUGCCGCCAGAAAACAUCGCCUCUAUCCAGGCGUGGCAGCGACAAACGCUGCAGGCCACGGCUGGCGAGCCGCCGCUGCACCCGCUAGACAUCUCCGAGGUGGACUUGUCGAGCCAUUAUGACGAGAGCUCGAGCGGGCCACCGCCACCACAGCCCGUGGUCCCCCGGUCGCCACAACCGCAGCGUCGGUUUACUGUAAUGAAUAAUUAG